Molecule: messenger RNA, 3374 nt
Organism: Hevea brasiliensis (rubber tree)
Lineage: Eukaryota; Viridiplantae; Streptophyta; Magnoliopsida; Malpighiales; Euphorbiaceae
Product: phosphoenolpyruvate carboxylase, housekeeping isozyme
Exons: 11
Coding region: 218-3115 (965 amino acids)
Biological process (GO): tricarboxylic acid cycle; leaf development; carbon fixation
Cellular component (GO): chloroplast; apoplast; cytosol
Molecular function (GO): phosphoenolpyruvate carboxylase activity
Source: RefSeq, a predicted model, not a curated record
ACUUUCUAUGUCAGCAGAUACACUCAGUUUCGUCGGUUUUUAUGUUCAUUCAUUUUUCACUGGUUUUAUGGGACUACAUUUUAUGCUCUCUACACGUGUCUUUUUUUGCAUGGAAACCUCGUUUUACAGGCCUAAUUUUAGUUGGGUCAUGAUCAGAUUUUGUUACUAUUUGAACCAAUCCGUGAUUUUUGCGAGAGAAGCUAAAAGGUGCUGAGCAAUGCAACCUCGGAAUCUUGAGAAGCUGGCAUCGAUUGAUGCACACCUUAGGCUUUUGGUUCCUGCAAAAGUGAGUGAAGAUGACAAAUUGGUGGAGUAUGAUGCUCUGCUUUUGGAUCGGUUCCUUGAUAUUCUUCAAGAUUUGCAUGGAGAGGAUCUCAAGGAAACGGUUCAAGAAUGCUAUGAGCUUUCUGCCGAGUAUGAAGGGAAGCAUGAUUGCCGGAAACUUGAGGAGCUUGGAAAGGUCUUGACCAGUUUGGAUCCUGGGGAUUCAAUUGUUAUUGCCAAGUCUUUCUCACACAUGCUUAACUUGGCUAACUUAGCCGAAGAGGUUCAAAUUGCAUAUAGGCGACGGAACAAGUUAAAAAAGGGAGAUUUUGCUGAUGAGAACUCUGCAAUCACUGAAUCAGACAUUGAAGAAACUCUCAAGAGGCUUGUUGUUGAGCUGAAGAAGUCUCCUGAAGAAGUUUUUGAUGCACUGAAGAAUCAGACUGUAGAUCUUGUCUUGACUGCUCAUCCUACUCAAUCAGUCCGUAGAUCUUUGCUUCAAAAGCACGCAAGGAUACGUAAUUGUUUGGCACAAUUAUAUGCCAAAGACAUUACUCCAGAUGAUAAGCAGGAGCUUGAUGAGGCUUUACAGCGUGAGAUUCAAGCUGCAUUUCGGACAGAUGAGAUUCGAAGGACCCCUCCAACUCCCCAAGACGAGAUGAGGGCAGGAAUGAGUUAUUUCCAUGAGACAAUCUGGAAGGGUGUCCCAAGGUUCUUGCGUCGUGUUGACACGGCUUUGAAGAACAUAGGGAUUGAUGAAAGAGUUCCCUACAAUGCUCCUCUUAUUCAAUUUUCUUCUUGGAUGGGUGGUGAUCGUGAUGGUAAUCCAAGGGUUACUCCUGAGGUCACGAGGGAUGUUUGCUUAUUGGCUAGAAUGAUGGCAGCUAAUCUAUACUAUUCCCAGAUUGAGGAUCUUAUGUUUGAGUUGUCCAUGUGGCGAUGCAGUGAUGAACUUCGCGUUCGUGCAGAUGAACUCCACAGAUCCUCAAAGAGAGAUGCAAAACAUUACAUAGAGUUUUGGAAACAAAUCCCCCCAAGUGAACCCUAUCGUGUGAUUCUUGGUGACUUGAGGGAUAAGCUGUAUCAGACACGUGAGCGAUCUCGUCAAUUACUAUCCCAUGGGAUUUCGGAUAUCCCAGAGGAGGGAACUUUCACUAAUGUUGAGCAGUUCUUGGAACCUCUUGAACUGUGUUAUAGAUCACUCUGCUUUUGUGGUGACCGGCCAAUUGCUGAUGGAAGCCUCCUUGAUUUCUUGAGGCAAGUUUCCACCUUCGGACUUUCACUGGUGAGGCUUGACAUUAGGCAAGAAUCAGACCGUCACACUGAUGUCAUAGAUGCCAUCACCAAGCACUUGGAAAUUGGUUCCUAUCGGGAGUGGUCUGAAGAACGCCGACAAGAGUGGCUUUUAUCUGAACUCAGUGGAAAGCGCCCACUGUUUGGGCCUGAUCUUCCAAAAACUGAGGAAAUUGCUGAUGUGUUGGACACUUUACAUGUAAUAGCAGAACUCCCUGCAGAUAGCUUUGGUGCAUACAUCAUUUCUAUGGCAACUGCACCAUCAGAUGUGCUUGCCGUUGAGCUCCUGCAACGUGAAUGCCAUGUGAAGCAGCCAUUGAGAGUGGUUCCUCUGUUUGAGAAGCUCGCAGAUCUGGAGGCUGCUCCUGCUGCAUUGGCUCGGCUCUUUUCAGUAGAUUGGUACAGAAACCGCGUUAAUGGAAAGCAAGAAGUCAUGAUUGGUUACUCAGAUUCUGGUAAAGAUGCUGGAAGACUCUCUGCGGCCUGGCAGUUAUAUAAGGCUCAAGAGGAGCUUAUAAAGGUGGCUAAACAAUUUGGUGUGAAGCUUACAAUGUUCCAUGGUCGUGGCGGGACUGUUGGAAGAGGAGGUGGUCCCACUCAUCUUGCUAUAUUGUCUCAGCCACCAGAAACAAUUCAUGGAUCACUCCGUGUUACUGUUCAAGGUGAAGUUAUUGAGCAAUCAUUUGGAGAGGAGCACUUGUGCUUUAGAACACUGCAACGUUUCACAGCUGCCACUCUAGAGCAUGGUAUGCAUCCCCCAGUCUUCCCAAAACCUGAAUGGCGUGAGCUGAUGGACGAAAUGGCUGUUGUUGCGACAGAGGAAUACCGCUCUAUUGUCUUCAAAGAACCUCGAUUUGUUGAAUAUUUCCGCCUUGCCACACCAGAGUUGGAGUAUGGUAGGAUGAACAUUGGAAGCCGUCCAUCAAAGCGAAAGCCAAGUGGGGGUAUUGAAUCUCUCCGUGCAAUUCCAUGGAUCUUUGCGUGGACGCAAACUAGAUUCCAUCUUCCAGUAUGGCUAGGCUUUGGAGCAGCAUUUAAACAUGUCAUUCAAAAGGACAUUAAGAAUCUCCAUAUGCUGCAAGAGAUGUAUAAUGAAUGGCCUUUCUUUAGGGUCACCAUUGAUUUGGUUGAAAUGGUGUUUGCCAAGGGGGACCCUGGGAUAGCUGCCUUGAAUGACAAACUCCUUGUUUCUGAGGAGCUGUGGGCAUUUGGUGAGAAGUUAAGGACCAACUAUGAGGAAACCAAGCGCCUUCUACUUCAGAUUGCUGGACACAAGGAUCUUCUUGAAGGAGACCCAUACUUGAAACAAAGACUACGGUUGCGAGAUUCAUACAUCACAACCCUCAAUGUUUGCCAGGCAUAUACGCUGAAACGGAUCAGAGAUCCAAAUUACAAUGUGACUGUGCGGCCACACAUCUCCAAGGAAAUUAUGGAAUCAAGCAAACCAGCUGAUGAACUUGUGAAACUAAACCCUACAAGUGAGUAUGCACCUGGUUUGGAGGACACCCUCAUUUUGACCAUGAAAGGUAUUGCUGCCGGAAUGCAGAACACCGGUUAGAACCUAUGUUGAUCAGCAUUUUCUUUUUCUUUUCAUGGCCUUCUAUAUGUAGGUUUUGCCCAAAACACCGUAAUUAUAUGUUAUUGUUCGUGGAUGCUGUUUAAAUUAUCCACCUUGAGGUUAAAAUUUUGGGCAAACUUUUUCAAGUUGUAUGAUGUCUUUACUGUACUUGAAUAUUUCUUAGGGCUGCCAGUGUUUGCUGGGGCCCCACGUAAGAAGGGAACUUGAAUGGAACUUUGCUUAGAAUGCUUUAAUUUAA